AUGGCUGCUGAAGGAGGGGGAGCCAAGCCUGUCACCCAGUCCAGGAUGGAGAACUUCCGAAAGGUGAGGACUUCAGAAGAGGAGAGCCCCUUGCCCUUCCCUGACCUGCCCCCAGACGUGGUGGAGAUGAAGGUGAAGGAAGGCAGCAAGAUCAGGAACCUGAUGAACUUUGCCAUGGCCCAGAUGGAGCUGAAGGCCAGCCGGCAGAUCAUCUUCAGUGGUUGUGGCAGGGCGUUCACCAAGACCAUCACCUGCGUGGAAAUCAUGAAGCGGAAGCUGGGAGGUCUUCACCAAGUCACCAAGGUGCGCUACAAAACCUUGAUGGAGGUCUGGGAGAACCAGGACCCGCUGCCCAGUGGCCCAGCACAGAACCUGACCGUCCACAAGAAUGUCCCCUCCAUCUGCAUCCUGCUCUCCCGAGACCCCCUGGACCCCAACCAGACGGGCUACCAGCCCCCGGAGCCCUGUCACGGGCUGGGGACACAGCUCGGUGAAGCAGAAGAUACGUCCAGCUCCUCCACCAAGGGGCUGAAGCGGCCCCUGCCACCUCCCUGCGAGGAGCUGCUGACCAAGAAGUUUCAGGUACAGGUACCCGACAGCCCGAGGGGCUCUGGGACCAUGGACUG
Pterocles gutturalis (yellow-throated sandgrouse) is the source of this 626-nucleotide messenger RNA. It is a transcript of the gene RPP25, whose product is annotated as ribonuclease P/MRP 25kDa subunit. The annotation marks the transcript as partial. Gene Ontology annotation, molecular function: RNA binding. Gene Ontology annotation, biological process: tRNA 5'-leader removal. The record is from RefSeq and is a predicted model, not a curated record. NCBI's taxonomy places the organism in Eukaryota, Metazoa, Chordata, Aves, Pterocliformes, Pteroclidae. Gene Ontology annotation, cellular component: ribonuclease MRP complex. The transcript has a single exon.